This is a messenger RNA of Pseudo-nitzschia multistriata, 1348 nucleotides long. The record is from the annotation of a GenBank genome assembly. Lineage: Eukaryota; Bacillariophyta; Bacillariophyceae; Bacillariales; Bacillariaceae.
UAACGAUCUACUAUUGCCACUACUAGUAUCAUGAAAAACUCUACAGGCACAACCCUUGUUUGGGCAUUGGUUUCCGCCCUGGCGCUGUCCUCGUCGUUCUGCCAUGCACUGAUUCCCUUCUUGGACGGAGGCAAGGACAUUCCCAAGCUCUAUAACGGCUACUUUGAUUCGCAGAUCGCAAAGCAGGUGUCGACGGCCGUCGGUGCCGCUAUUUCGAGCGGAAAAACGAAUAUCGAGGUCAACCUGCCCCCGGUUCCGAACGUCGAGGAGGUUCGAUUCGGGUGCGUCGAUCGCCGGCCUUUCUUUCUGGCUCGUGUUUGUUCGUUUUUCGGAAAAGCAGCAGCGUCGGAGCUUCUGUAAAUGGCGGGGAGGUUUACGAGGGAUGCAUCUUUCGGCUACACGGUUUCCUCACAUUUUUCUGCGUUUUCCAACCAACUCGAUGGAAUAAUCAUGUCGUAUUUUUGCUACUCUAUCGUUGAAUUCCUCAAAUUUCUUACCUUUUCCAAAAUGAAUUAAUUUUGCUCGACGCCGUCGUCUACACUACAAUCUGCAUCUAAAUUUUUGGACGGAACCACACCCAAAAAAACACCGUACGCCAUUCUACUCGUGCAGCACGCCCCUCAACCAAAAGUUUGGCAAGCAGGUUGUUGCAAAGGACCUGAAGGUAAAGGGCGGCUACUUCCCGGGCAGCGACAUCUCGCGGCAGCAACUCUCUUACGCCAACAUUUACUGGGCCAAACAGAUCGCGGGUUCCGUCGGUGGGGGCGUCCUGGGUGGAAAGUCCGUAUCGGUUUUGUCGGCGGAUCCCCUCGACUACGACAACAUCCAAGCCAAGGGUUCCAUGUCCAAGCUCGGUCCGAUCCGCGGAUCCAACAACGGCCGCAGGGGCGGAAGCAACACCGAGCUGGCCGACGCCUGCAUCGCCGUCAACCCGGGCGGCGAGGAAACCUGGGCCAAACUGAAACAAUCCCUUACGAAAAACGCCAAGUCCCCCUUCGUGAUUCUAAACAACGCCUACUCGACUACCUACGGCCUGGGCAACAAGAAGAACUACGAGGAGGCCUAUUACCUGAAACGAAUCACGAAGGGAUGGAUCUACCGGGCCUACCCGGGUCCGUGGAAGGCUUAUCUGGAAAAGCCGGACGGGUCGACCGAGCUCAUGAAGUCGUACAAAACGAAACCGGAGCUCAGGGAGGUCGCCGAGUUGGUCCGGGAGGAGUCCUUCAAGCGGUACGCGAUCAACAACGACCGAUGGAUGAGCGGGCGGAUGUGAUUUGAUUUGAUUUGAUUUGAUCUGGCACAAUCCAAUCCGUGAUCGACCUUUACGCAAUGAACGGACAGAAGAGUC